This is a messenger RNA of Salvia miltiorrhiza (redroot sage), 1917 nucleotides long. Its product is annotated as LEAF RUST 10 DISEASE-RESISTANCE LOCUS RECEPTOR-LIKE PROTEIN KINASE-like 2.4. Gene Ontology annotation, molecular function: protein kinase activity; ATP binding. The record is from RefSeq and is a predicted model, not a curated record. The coding region runs from base 806 to 1777 and encodes 323 amino acids. The transcript is spliced from 2 exons. NCBI's taxonomy places the organism in Eukaryota, Viridiplantae, Streptophyta, Magnoliopsida, Lamiales, Lamiaceae. Gene Ontology annotation, biological process: protein phosphorylation.
AAGGAAUUUUCUAAGGAGCUCAAUUGCAGAACCGAAGCUGCUUUACUUUCAUGAAUCAAUCUAUGCUUCGAUCUCCUUCUAUUUCAAUCUCAUUCUCUCCUAAUCUCACUUUGUUCCCCUGCUUCUCCGAUCCUGCUACUAACAAAUCUAAAUUAGAUGAACAUUUCAAAAACUAUAGCAAGAUAGAUUGUAUCUCCACCGUAUACUAUAAAAUUCCAACAGCCGAUGACUCUGCUUCCGAGAAAAUUGAAAUUCCUCGAGAAUGUUCACUGGUGCAACUACCUCUGAAUUCUAGUGGAGACUCGGGUGAUUUGUUCAAUAUGAUAACUGCUAACUUUAGUCUAGAAUGGACUGUUUCUGAAGAAUGCCUUAGUUGUUUCCAUGGAGGAGGCCAGUGUCUUACUGCCAACAAUAACCAAUUCCACUGCAGGAAAGAUACGUCGUCUACUGCUGCAGUUUAGUGUUGUAGGCCUCAACAUCUGUAGUCUGUUAUGUCAGUCUUUCAUGAUGUGGAAAACAGCAAUCUCUUAGAUCCUGUCUAUAUUGCGCUUAGUCUUGUCAUCAUCAUUGCUUUUGUUUUCUUUAAAAAGAUUAGUUUUCUGCUAUUUCGCCUGAAGUGUUUAUUUUGUUUGCAAGAAACGCGAGUUUUAAAACGAUUCUUCUCAUAGGUGGUAUCACCAUAACCGCUCUUACAUCCUUUUUGAUAAUUAUAUUCGUUUUUAUUCGGAGGAAGCGUGCAAAGGCAAAACAAGAGCAGGAUAGAGACAUUGAACUCUUUCUCAAGAACAAUGGAAAUCUUGCACCAAUGAGAUACAAAUACUCUAGUAUCAAGAAAAUGACAAACUCAUUUACUGAAAACUUGGGAAGAGGAGGGUUUGGCAGUGUCUACAAAGGACACUUUCCCGAUGGUCAUCUUGUGGCAGUGAAGGUCUUGAAUGAAUCUAAUGAAAAUGGGGAAGAUUUCAUGAAUGAGGUUGCCAGUAUUAGCAGAACUUCCCAUAUUAAUAUUGUCACGCUUUUAGGAUUUUGUUUUGAAGGUUCUAAAAGAGCUCUCAUUUAUGAUUUCAUGCCUAAUGGAUCUCUUGAAAAGUUCGUUUGCAACAAUGCUCCGUCAUCUGCAGAAUCUCGGUUGGAGUGGGAUAAGUUGUUUGAGAUUGCACUUGGCAUUGCUCGAGGGCUAGAGUACUUGCAUCAAGGCUGCAAUACGAGGAUUCUUCAUUUGGACAUUAAGCCUCAGAACAUUCUUCUAGAUAAGGAUAUGAAUCCAAGAAUUUCAGAUUUUGGGCUUGCUAAAUUGUGUCCAAACAGAUCGAGCAUAGUCUCUAUAAUGGUGGCAAGAGGCACAAUAGGGUACAUUGCCCCUGAAGUAUUUUCUAGAAACUUCGGGGAAGUCUCUUACAAGUGUGAUGUGUAUAGCUAUGGUAUGUUGGUGUUGGAAAUGGUUGGAGGAAGGAGAAACAUUGAUCGAAGAGAAGUAGAUCGUACGAGUGAAAUAUAUUUCCCACAUUACCUCUACAAGCAGGUUGAGAUGAAUGCAGAAAGACAUGGAAAUCUUGCUGGAAAUUUCAAUGAAGAAGAUGAAAGCCAGCUUGUAAAGAGAAACUUGAUCAUUGUUGGGUUAUGGUGCGUUCAGACAAACCCUAAGGAUCGACCGUCGAUGACGAGGGUGGUAGAGAUGUUGGAGGGGAAACUUGGAUCAUUGGAGAUUCCACCCAAACCUUACCUUUACUCUCCACCAAGAGCAGCACCAAGCUAUUCAACUUCUGAAUCUCUGUAGUAAUUUGCUUGAAUUUGUAUGUUAAAAGUGAAGCUUUAUGUUUUAUAUGCUUUGAAUUGCAUUGGCCUUGUUGAAAAGAAGUGUGGGUGUUAGAAUAGCUGUGAAGAAUUUAUAUGUCCAUAAUUAAUUUAUUUCCAGCA